GAAAACGUCAACAGGAAGUAGGAGGGUUGCUGCUGAUGCUGUUGAAGGUUAGCUGUAUUGGCUGUUUACGCUCUCAGUAGGCCUCCAGGAUGGCAGGCAGACGAGCGCUGAAGGCUGUGCUCAUUGACCUGAGUGGAACUCUGCAUAUAGAAGACACAGCAGUGCCCGGGGCGCAGGAUGCCCUUAAUAGGUGGAUGGCAGGAGGGAAAAAAUCAGACAUAAAAUGGUUACGUCAGGCGUCUGUAGCUGUCAAGUUUGUGACCAACACAACCAAGGAGAGUAAGAGGAUCUUAUUUGAAAGGCUGCAACGCCUCAAUUUUAACCUCCAGGAAAAUGAGAUCUUCACUUCUCUGAGUGCAGCAAGGAGUUUGUUAGAGCAGAAACAACACAGACCCCUGCUGCUGGUGGAAGACAGCGCCCUGGAAGAUUUCACUGGGAUUGAGACGUCAGAGCCGAAUGCUGUCGUCAUUGGACUUGCUCCUGAUCACUUCAACUACUCCACACUCAACAAGGCUUUCAGAAUGAUUCUGGAUGGAGCUCCUCUCAUCGCCAUCCAUAAAGCUCGCUACUACAAACGUAAGGAUGGUUUGGCCCUCGGACCCGGGCCUUUCGUGACGGGACUGGAGUAUGCCACCGACUGUAAAGCUACUGUAGUUGGAAAGCCUGAAAAGACAUUUUUUACACAGGCUCUGUCUGAUUUAGGAUGUAGCCCCAGUGAAGCUGUCAUGAUAGGCGAUGACGCCAGAGAUGAUGUAGGCGGGGCUCAAAAUUCAGGAAUGUUGGGUAUUCUUGUCAGAACUGGUAAAUACAGAGAAGGCGAUGAGAAUAAAAUAAGCCCAGCUCCCCACCUGACAUGUGACAGUUUCCCAGAUGCUGUUGAACACAUCCUGCAGAAUCUGCUUUGAGCGCCAAGUAAAAAUAAACUUCCAGUUUCAUUUGCACAAGUAACACUGCUAGUGUUUCAACAGUGGAGAGACUUAAGAUAUGAAAUUAUUUUCCUCAGAACAUCCCGAUAAAUCGAAAACAGUCAUGCUAUAGUAGUUUGACUCAAAGUACCAGUCACCAUAACAAAAGUUUCG
Messenger RNA from Pelmatolapia mariae (spotted tilapia), 1079 nucleotides. It is a transcript of the gene hdhd2, whose product is annotated as haloacid dehalogenase-like hydrolase domain containing 2. Gene Ontology annotation, molecular function: phosphatase activity. NCBI's taxonomy places the organism in Eukaryota, Metazoa, Chordata, Actinopteri, Cichliformes, Cichlidae. The transcript has 9 exons. Bases 90 to 905 code for a protein of 271 amino acids. Gene Ontology annotation, biological process: dephosphorylation. The record is from RefSeq and is a predicted model, not a curated record.